Molecule: messenger RNA, 781 nt
Organism: Westerdykella ornata
Lineage: Eukaryota; Fungi; Ascomycota; Dothideomycetes; Pleosporales; Sporormiaceae
Exons: 1
Coding region: 236-517 (93 amino acids)
Biological process (GO): translation
Cellular component (GO): mitochondrion; large ribosomal subunit
Molecular function (GO): structural constituent of ribosome
Source: RefSeq, a predicted model, not a curated record
GAAGGAGCCAUAACCCCAUCGCCAUUCCCUCUCAUACGGACAGAGAACCGUGAAAAGGCCUCCACAUCCAAUUGACGGCCCAUCAGUAUCUUCCAGCGAAGCGACUUGUAUCCAACCCCCACGAGAACCGCAUCUGCCGUCAAACUCUACCAGUCCUCCCUCCAACAAACGCAACAGCCCACACCAAUCCGCCGUUGAAACCGCACACGCACUCCCUCUCACACCGACAUCCAAAAUGACCUGGUUCCGCAUAACGCUCACGCGCUCCGGCAUCGGCAUGCCGGCCAAAGUGCAAGGCGUGCUCAAAGCCCUGGGCCUGCGCAAACGCAUGACGACCGUGUACCAGCCCGUGACGCCCUCGGUGGCGGGGCAAAUCAUGCGGAUUAAGGAACUGGUGGAUGUGAAGGAGGUGGAUCAGCCGUUGACAAAGGAGCAGAUAAGAGCGGCGAGGAAGCCGGAUCCCGGGUACUAUGUUGAGCGGAGGAAUGCGGGGAAUAGGGCGAGGAUGUAUGAAUGAGGGGGUGGAAGGUGAAGAGAUGGGGUGGGUGUUGGUUUGAGAGAAAGGAUAUGCAUAUUAGGCGUUUUGGGGUUCAUUCAUCGAGCGUGGUGUACAAGAUCCUUGAGGACGGAUGGUUGAUGGAAACGGCGCGGUCGAAGAUGUGGACUGCGCACUAUCAGAGAGGAUACCAUGUAUGAAGGCGCAAUGGCAGCCUUGAAGCCAACAUCAUGCUGAUUCAUUAUAUCCCUGUACAGUAAGAAUGUAUACCAUACAAGUUCCCUC